Messenger RNA from Penicillium longicatenatum, 333 nucleotides. RefSeq lists its product as uncharacterized. Lineage: Eukaryota; Fungi; Ascomycota; Eurotiomycetes; Eurotiales; Aspergillaceae. The coding region runs from base 1 to 333 and encodes 110 amino acids. The transcript has a single exon. The record is from RefSeq and is a predicted model, not a curated record.
AUGCUCCAAAUGAGGCUCAAUAUCAUCGGAUUGAAACGAUACCUUUGGCGAAUUGAAGUCGAAGACUCGCCCAGGUGCAGUUGCGACCUCGGACAGCAGCAGCCAAGGCACGUGCUGCUAGAAUGCCCGUUAUUUGAAGACGAGCGGAAAGACAUGCGAGAAGCGCUUGCCAAGGCAGGCGUGGACACGUCUCUCUCGUUCAACCAGCUCAUGCAGGAGCGAAGUGCAGUUCCAGCAAUCUCCGCCUUUAUGGAGAGAACUCGACUACUCGGGCAAUUCCACAACGUUGAUCAAGACGCCAUGGGACUCGAACAGCAAGAACAACCAGUAUAA